This is a messenger RNA of Metarhizium brunneum ARSEF 3297, 1866 nucleotides long. It is a transcript of the gene ATG20, whose product is annotated as Autophagy-related protein 20. Gene Ontology annotation, molecular function: phosphatidylinositol binding. NCBI's taxonomy places the organism in Eukaryota, Fungi, Ascomycota, Sordariomycetes, Hypocreales, Clavicipitaceae. The record is from RefSeq and is a predicted model, not a curated record. Gene Ontology annotation, biological process: retrograde transport, endosome to Golgi.
AUGUGGAAUGACGAGGAUAACAACCCAUAUGGGACCAGCUUCGACCGCCGCGACUCACAGACGUCAUCGUCCAUAAAUCCAACGUCGCCAUCCUCUCGAGACUACCGAUCCUUCGACGCUCCCCGAACUCCAACAUCUGGCAGCGAGGACGAUGAGCCAAUGUUUAGCCAAGCAACUGCCGUCCCCCGGCACGAGAGUCAUGACCAUGGAGCGCCUCAAGACGAGCCCGUUCAGAAGAGAAAGCCUGGGGGCUAUACAAGCCGCAUCGAACAAAUCCUUUACGAAAACCCAAACAUGCCCAUCUUAAUCACUGAUGCUGGGAAGAGUCUGGAAAGCGGAGGUCGAUACAUAGUCUACACUAUCCGAACCGGGGAUCUAGAAGUUAGACGACGUUACUCCGAAUUCGCGUCACUGAGAGACGCUCUUACUCGGCUGCACCCCACUCUCAUUAUCCCACCAAUUCCUGAAAAGCACACCAUGGCAGACUACGCCGCCAAACCAACCAGCGCCAAGCAGGAUCAGCAAAUAAUCGACCUUCGAAAGCGAAUGUUAGCAGUCUUCUUGAACCGCUGUCGCCGCAUGGAAGCAAUCCGUGACGACGGUGUUUGGUGGAGGUUUCUCGACCCCAAUGCCAGCUGGAGCGAGGUUCUACACUCACAUCCAGUGGCUUCCAUUCCCAAGGCUAUUCUCAAGGCUCCGCCGUUGGAUACAGCGAACCCAACCCCGGCACAUAAUUUCCUCCCUGUCCCUUCCACCUCAGCCAAGCUCAAGACAACAGCCGGAACUACCUAUGACAUCAAUCCCUCAGUACCCCAGACUGGGACACAUGUCAUAGGCCGUUUCCCUCCAGAUUCUACUACGCAGAGCGAGCACGACCUAGAUCCUUACUUCAUAUCCUACGAGGCCUCUAUCAAGGAACUCGAGCAGCUUCUCAUGGGACCCAUGGAGAAAGUCAAUCGUCGAACCCUUUCACAUCUUUCAUCCCUUGCGGCAGAUCUUUGCGAGCUAGGUUCGCGUUACAAUGCAUUUGCGUUGUCGGAGCAGGCUCCCUCGCUAGGUCCGGCUAUUGAGCGAGUCGGCCAGGCGGCUGACUUGUCGUAUAUUGCCACUGAAGAAUUAGCCGGGUCACUUGGCGCAAGCUUUGCUGAGCCAAUGAGAGAAAAUGCCCAAUUUGCGGGUGUCGUCAAGAGCGUGCUCAGAUACAGAGUACUGAAAAGAGUGCAGCAAGAUCUCACGACAGAAGAACUGGCUAAGAAAAAGGGACUGUUGGAGCAGCUGGAACAAAGUGAAGCGGAAGCGAGGCGGAUUGAACAAUACCUGUCCAGCAGCCAGCAAUUAUCUCCUCCGCCUAAACGAUCAACGAGCCUAAAGGAGCCGUCAUCUCAGCAUAGGCGCGAUACGGGACAAGACGACACCGAAUCUAUCGACUCGGAUUUUCCUCCGACCCAUGGAGAUUUCUCCUCAUCAACGCCAUCCGCCAGUCAGGGCCUUCCCGAGCGAAGUGCUAGUGUGUCCCAUAAGAAGGCGCCUAGCAGCAACUCCAUUACAAACAAAAUCUUCGGUCCUCUCCGCCACGCUAUACAGGGCGUUGCAGAUGUAGAUCCUGAGCGGACCCGACGCGAUACUAUUGGUAAAACCCGAGAAUCGAUUGGUCAACUAGAGCAGGCUCAAGUAGCUUCAGAACUGGACGUUAAAGAGGCCAGCGCUAGUGUAUUGCAAGACCUUAAGAGAUUCCAGAGAGAUAAGGAAGAUGAUCUCAAGCGAUACAUGCUUGCCUAUGCAAAGAGCCAAAUCGAAUGGGCUAAGAAAAGUAAACAACAAUGGGAAGAGGCACGAGCAGAAGUUGACAAGAUAGACGAAAAUUAG